GCCGAGAGAUAGCGCGAGUUUUGGCCGUGAAGCUUGUCGUACAUCUGGCAACCCUGGUGGCUGUCAGUGGACGUGGAGGACCGGGUCCCGCAGAAGAGAUAACAGGCUACCAGACUACAGAUAUGUCAGUGUUCAGGCCACUCCUGUUUAAGAAUAAGGUGGCUUUGGUGACAGGAGGAGCUACAGGCAUAGGGAAAGCCAUCACAGAGGAGUUACUCAGUCUUGGAUGCAAAGUAGUAAUUGCAUCCAGGAAAGAAGAGAGGUUAAAAGCAACUGUUCAAGAGCUCUGUCCGAAUAGCAAUAGACUUCGAGGUAAAGUUUGCAAUAUCAGAAAGGAAGACCAAAUUAACACUCUGAUCUCUUCAACACUGAGUGAGCUUGGUAAGAUUGACUAUCUUGUAAACAAUGGCGGUGGUCAAUAUCUUUCUCCUGUGGCUGACAUAAGGCUCAAAGGUUGGGAUGCUGUAGUGGAAACCAACCUCACAGGAACUUUUUUGAUGUGUAAAGAAGUUUAUGGCCAGUGGAUGAGAGAAAAUGGUGGUGUGAUUGUCAACAUCAUUCUUGACACUUCCCGGGGUAUUCCAAUGAUGGCUCACUCAGCAGCAGCUCGUGCAGGUGUUGACAAUUUAACUAAGUCUCUUGCAGUGGAGUGGGCUGCAAAUGGAGUGCGUUUAAAUACAGUGGCCCCAGGAGGCUUCAUUUACUCUCCAACAGCAGCUGCAAACUAUGGUGGGAGAGAUGUCUUUGAAAAGGCACGUGUAGGCAUUCCAGCAAAAAGACUUGGAACAACACAGGAGAUCACGAUAAGUUACCUGCAUAUUCUUGGAUGUACAAAUCUCCAGAGAAAGAUGAAGACUGACUUUCUACCAAAGGCCAAGUUGUAAUACCAAGAAUUUUGACUGCUGUUGGUUGUACGAUGUCCUGGUACUUUUCAUUGCUCAAUAGAAUAUGUUCUCAUGUAAAUAUGAUUAGGAUAAUCAUUAGCCUCUUUAUCCUUUAAAGAGAACAAGAUAAAUCCAUUAUCAGGUGCUUGUGAAUCAAGAAGAUAUUUAAAAAAUAUUGUGAUGCUGUAA
Homarus americanus (American lobster) is the source of this 1073-nucleotide messenger RNA. RefSeq names its product peroxisomal trans-2-enoyl-CoA reductase-like. Gene Ontology annotation, biological process: phytol metabolic process. Gene Ontology annotation, molecular function: trans-2-enoyl-CoA reductase (NADPH) activity. The coding region runs from base 123 to 884 and encodes 253 amino acids. Gene Ontology annotation, cellular component: peroxisome. The record is from RefSeq and is a predicted model, not a curated record. NCBI's taxonomy places the organism in Eukaryota, Metazoa, Arthropoda, Malacostraca, Decapoda, Nephropidae. The transcript is spliced from 7 exons.